Messenger RNA from Pseudomassariella vexata, 1835 nucleotides. Its product is annotated as 3',5'-bisphosphate nucleotidase. NCBI's taxonomy places the organism in Eukaryota, Fungi, Ascomycota, Sordariomycetes, Amphisphaeriales, Pseudomassariaceae. Gene Ontology annotation, molecular function: 3'(2'),5'-bisphosphate nucleotidase activity. The coding region runs from base 302 to 1543 and encodes 413 amino acids. Gene Ontology annotation, biological process: sulfate assimilation; phosphatidylinositol phosphate biosynthetic process. The transcript has a single exon. The record is from RefSeq and is a predicted model, not a curated record.
UAUGUAUCUUGCAUAAUUCGGACGUAAGAAUAUUGACUUUACUUCCAUCUCAAGUCGCCUAGAAGAUUAUACUCCAUACUGUCGGGUCUAGAGAAUUUCCUGAAUCGGUUAGAUUUGAUUCCCGACUCGACUAUGCGCCGCUGUGGAUUUAGAGGGACAGCUGUGACGGCAUGUACAUGUAUGGUGGGGUUGGGUUGAUCCACGCUGCCACGAUAAUCGGACGCAAGUCGUCAGCUCCUCAGCACUUUAGAUCAGGGUUUUCCGUUCGCCUUUUCGUCCCCUCGUUUCAUUUUUUGAACUAAUGCCAUCUGACUCGGAAACCAGACCCAAUUCCUCCCGCAGACACAUACUUCUGCUCUCGCUCGUCGUCGUGAUCCUGGCGUCGUUUCUCACCACAGCUUUGCCCCGCCUGUUCCUCCUCGCAACCCAAGUUUCCAUACCUCUAUCUUCCAACAUCCGCCAAUUCACCACCAACCCCCCCAAGAUGUCGUUCGCGAAAGAACUCGAAGUGGCCCAGCUGGCGGUGCAGCGCGCCGCCAUCCUUACGAAGCGCGUCUUCCACGAGAAGGCCAAGGGCACGUUGAACAAAGACGACAAGUCGCCCGUCACCAUCGGCGACUUCGGCGCGCAGGCCCUCAUUAUUUCCUCGCUCAAGGCUAGCUUCCCCGCGGAUGAGAUCGUGGCAGAGGAGGAGGCGAGCACUCUGCGCGAUGACGCCAACCUGCGCGCGCAGAUCUGGGACGUGGUCAAGAACACAAGCCUGUCGGAUCCGGCUGCUGAGGACAUCCUGGGCGGGCCUGUCAAGGACGAGGAGACCAUGUUGACCAUGAUCGACUAUGGAAACUCCAAGGGCGGCGCCAAGGGCAGGAUAUGGGCCAUUGACCCCAUUGAUGGCACCAAGGGCUUCCUGCGCGGUGGGCAGUACGCUGUCUGUUUGGCCCUCAUGGUGGAUGGAGAUGUCAAGGUCGGCGUGCUUGGGUGCCCGAACCUGCCUAUCGACGAUGCAACGCAGUUGACCGCCGAGAUCGGCAAGGACCAGACGGAUGAAGGGAACGGUGCCUUGUUCUCGGCUGUGCUGGGACAGGGGGCUACGAGCCGGCCCAUGAGCACUGGUGGUUUGGAGAAGGAGAGGAGCAUCAGCAUGCGGCCCAUCACCGAUAUCAAGAAGGCAACAUUCUGUGAGAGUGUCGAGGCCGGCCACUCGAGCCACGGCGACCAGGCUGAGAUUGCGAAGAAGCUGGGCAUCAACAACCCCAGCGUGAGGAUGGACUCGCAAGCCAAGUAUGCCAGCAUAGCGAGAGGCGCGGGAGAUAUCUACCUGAGGUUACCGGUUAGUGCUACUUACCAGGAGAAGAUCUGGGACCAUGCCGCUGGAGACUUGAUUGUGAGGGAGGCUGGGGGCCAGGUGACAGAUAUCCAUGGAAAGAGGUUAGACUUUACGGUUGGCCGGACGUUGGCGAACAAUAAGGGUGUGGUGGCUGCGCCGGCUGGCGGACAUGCUGAGGUCCUUGCUGUGGUCCAGGAGGUCUUGGGCAAGAAAUAAGGGGCUGCCAUAGAAUCGGCAUGUUUGGUAGCAUCGGCAAUACUCGGCCAGUAAUCGAUGUUAGCCACAACGGGUUGAAUCUAAACUUUAUCGCCUCCGCGUUUCUGGCCUUUCAACCUGAAGCCUGUUGUUAGUAGUUGCAUCUGCAGCGAUUUAUACGAAAUUAUGUAAUGCUCACACACGGACCUGAAAUUGUAGAAGUAUACCACUAUUUCCAAGCGGAAGAUAGUAUCAACGGCGCACCGAGGCGGAAUGCACGAUUUGUUUUCAUUUACUACACUGGAAUCCCGUG